Messenger RNA from Homarus americanus (American lobster), 5834 nucleotides. Its product is annotated as CKLF-like MARVEL transmembrane domain-containing protein 4. Lineage: Eukaryota; Metazoa; Arthropoda; Malacostraca; Decapoda; Nephropidae. The transcript has 6 exons. The record is from RefSeq and is a predicted model, not a curated record. Gene Ontology annotation, cellular component: membrane. The coding region runs from base 285 to 881 and encodes 198 amino acids.
GUGUAACACCCAAAUAAUAUAUAUCCACCUCCAACACGCUUCGAAUUGUGCUGUAUUGAUCGUCAACUGUCCGCGCGCCUAUCUGGGUUGCCAAAUGUCUUACUAGACGGAAAAGGAAUCAGUUAACCAAUUUUUGCGGCCCCAGAGUUCUUUUCCCGAGGUGACUGCCUAGUUCCCCUAAUGGUCGCACCGGCCCCUUGGGCAUUAUGUGCAGGGCGAUGCACAAAGGCUUCGCCCUCAUAGGAAGCAGCAGAGUUUAGGCUUGCAAGUGCCUGUACAGCGUGAUGGAGGCUCAGUUUCCAGCAACACACACCACAGAGACGGCACCACAGGACAAUGCUGAAAAUAAACGCAUCUACAUCAACAGGGGCUACAUGCAUACUAAUGAAGGUCGCCUCAAGAUUGUCCACAUGGUGGUAUGUAUAGUGGUGUUCAUCUGUGUCAUGGCCUCAGAUUUCCCCCGGAGUAGCCCAGCCAACUGGAUCAGCUUUGUGGCCAUGAGUGGCUUUUGGACAUCUGCAGUGCUCCUGUUCCUGUUUAUUAUAAAUGUUGUGGCCCUGUUGUCCAUCAUACCUUGGUUCAUGCUGGAGUUUGGCUACACGGUUAUAUGGACAUUCUUCUGGUUUGUGUCAGGAUGUGUUGCUGCCGACUACACUGUCCGUGGGGCUGGAGAUGCUUUUGCUGUAGCUGCAUUCUUCAGCUUUGUUGCCAUGUGUAUAUAUGGGUUCACUGCAUUUUUAUUUUACAAGAAGUUUCGUGAAGGAGGCUUCAAAUUGCCUUUUGUUGUUAGGACUUCAUCUGGCAUCUCCAAUGCAGACCCCAGGGCUGCUUCUUCUACUACCACCACCACCACUACUACUGUUAUACAGGAAAAGUAUUAAAAGUAUUGCAACAAUAAAUAAUUGAAGAAGUAAAAUGGUUGUAAUUUGGUAGAUAUGUUUUAAAGAGGACGCCAAGUAGUGUUUGAAAUCUCCCAGUUAAUUUUGUCUUUGUUUUGAAGCAUCUAUUUUUAGUUGAGUAAAUGAAGCUCAUUGCAGUCCAUCUCAUUGUAGUAGUACCUCAGUUGUGUGGAAAUUCAAGCAAAUUACAAACCAAUUUGAGAAUAUGUACAUGGGGGACUUGCCUGAUCUGUUUGUGUUUUUGAGAUAGAUACUGUAAGCCGGUUAUGUGUGAGCACUCAGUAGUGACAGGGUAUUGGUGACCUCAGAAUUGUUCCAAGCCUUAUGGUGCCACAUCCUUAUCACUACCACAUUUCCAUAGAAGGUUGUGAUAUAGAGAGGGAGGGAAGGGGUAGAUUUAUAUGCAUGAGUUUAUUUUUGUAUGUAGUCUUGCUCGUGUGUGUGGGUAUGAGCACAAAAUAAGUACAGUAUUGCAUAAAUAAGUAUACACACAGUGCUGGUGAAUAAGUACCCUUUUUGUUCUUAGAUAUUAAUAAUUUAUGAGGAAUUAGGUUGUCUACUGGUGCUCCAUCUCAUAUUAGUUUGUAUUUUAGCUUACUUAAGAUUUUCAGUACAUAAAGCAUUUAUUAUUAUGUUGUUCUUAUCAUCCACUUUUCUGUUACAAAUACAGGUAUAUUUUAUGGUGUUUGGGCUGAUAGUUUUCUUUUUAAUUCUUGUUGUGUCUUGUGCCAUAUUUUUCUAUAGGACCAGGAGCAGACCAGGUUGUCUGCCCCUUUGUUAACUCUUUCACUAUGGCUGGUACAGUAUAGGGUUUCUGCCUUCAAAUUUGACAGACAUUUUAAUUAUGACAGGCUUAAGUGGCAAUCCUUCGAGUAUUACCAUACAAUAUGAAUUUUUUUUGUGUGUGAAUGAGUCGUCGCGUUUCAUCAUUGAAGGAGAGUGUACAAUAUGAUUAUGCUGUCACUGCCUCAGUUUCAGUGGCAUGGCAAGACACUGCUAUUUAGCAUAAUAAUCAAUGCAUUAGAAUCUUAUCUUCACCUGAAAAUUAACGUAUAAUUUUUUUUUGUUAUACAAAGCCACUGAUAAAUCAUAGAAAAAUUUUUAAUACACUGAAGAGAGACAAAUUUCUGUCAUGCGUCUGGCAUUGUAGCUUGAGCUUCACCCUGCGCCAGAACAUGUGUAAUUACACAACACACUUACCAGGCGGGUGCCUGCAUCCAGACAAGACCCACAUAUUCUUGAUAAUGAGUAAGUACUCUAUUUGUUUACAUAUUCAAUAAUAGUACUGUAUAAAUAAUUUAUAUACUGUACAGUAUAUCUUAAAACUGUCUCCCAAUGGGUAGGCCAGCUAGUUAUACUGUCAUAGUGAAAGUGUCAACACCAGUGGUUAUUAAAUAUUGCCUUCACAUCCAUUCCCAUUUAAGAACUGUAGACUCACCUCAGGGUCUGUCAGACCUAUUUAUCAUAAGGCUUCCUUUCAAUGACUUUUUUGAAGUUUUGUGCCUUUUGAGUGGUUAAGAAAAUUUGUGAUUUGUUAUCUUUGGAUCCAAUGAAUUAAUAGUCAUGACAUUUAAAAUAUAGACUUGUACCUGAUAAAACAUAUGGUCAUGGUAUGAUUUCUAUGCCAAUCCAAACUUAGCUUUUAAUUUAAAUAUCUAAGUUGUAAUAUAACAAUAAUGUAUACUCUGCUGUCAACAACACCCUAACCUAAUUCUGAUCAUGGAAUCCAUUACUGAGGUCUACAUAGUUAUUCUGCUGACUCUUAUCCUUGUCUUAUAAGAAAAGGCAGAUUAGAUCCUUCCUGGUCCUUCAUAACUAUACAAGAUCAAAAUUUUCCUGUACAGGUAAGAUUAUUACAGCACUGUACAGUAAAUCAAAUGCACUUAUGAUCCAAAUACUUACAUUUGUGGCCCUCUAGUAAUCUUCUCUAAACCUUUCUUAGUUGUAAUAUUGUUUCUCUGAUGCCUUCAUUAUUUCUCUCCAUGUAAGUUACUUUUACCCCAUGGUUAGUAUUGGUUGAAGGGGUUUUGGUGUCACCCAUGACAUAAUUCUAUAGUACUGCAUAAGUCCAUUACUCUGUGGAGAGAAAGUCAUAUUGGUUUUAGUCAUUGGAUCGCAAGUCAAGAUCACUGGCUAAAGAUAGAAUUUUGGUUUCUAGACAAAAAUGUUGUGUGAUUUUUGCACUGAACAUAUUUCUUAAAUACUUACCCUUCCUUGCCCUGCCCCUAGGGAGAGAGAUGUAUUUGUGAUAAAACAUAAAUAAAUAAGAAUAAAUAAAAUAAAAAUACUGUCACAGCAGGGCAAUUUUGUCUCAAAUACAUUUCUUAUUUACUGGAUACCUAAGUUAACUUUUUCUCUUAAUUUCUUGGUUAGUAUCUACUUUUUAUUCUUAUACAGUACUGUACAGGGUAUAUGGAACUGUUCAAAAAAUUAAACAGUACAGGAAUUUGAGGGAAAUGAAAUUCAAAUAUUGUGUGUACUGUAAGAUAUUUCAUUAUUAUGAAAGGAUAUCUAUAUUUGUUUGAUAACUUUAGUGAUGAAAUUAGUCAGGCUCUUAAUUCUCAUUCUCUGUGUGUGUUUCUGAUGUUAUGCAUUAGAAAAUGCAAUUUAUUUUUAUUCCAUAAUUCCAUAAAAAAAUAAUGUGAAAAGAAAAUGUAUACAGUAUAGUACACCAUAUAUAUUUUGUACUGUACAGUACCCUGUAGUUGUAAAGAAAGUUAUGAAAAGAAGAAAGCAUUUGCUGCCAUUAUGGCAUCGGAGUUUGAAGUGUUAUCAGGGACUGGUUUGUUUUGGUAAAGUUUGGAGGAGGAAGACGUUUUGAAAGUGGUUGGAAGUAAGAUUAAAGUCCUGGUGUAUGAAGGAAGACAAGUUAGCAGUGCCUUGUAAAUAUUAAUUAAUGAAAAUAAACUUGGAAUAUUAAAAAAAAGUGUUUGAUAAUUAAAUGAAUCCACAAAGCUUUCAGCAGUAGAUAACUGUGUAUGAAUAAUCUAGCUGUGACCAUUAUAAGAAACAAGGGGAUUAGCAUGGGUGAAAAGUGAUGUGAAAUAGAUAAGUUGGAAGAAGACUUGUGUUUAAAAGUGAAAGAUUGAAUAACUAGAAGAGGUUCAUUGACACACUUAAUGAGCAAACACUGCUCAUGAAGGAGUGUACCAUAGUACAGUACAAUACUGUAUAUACCUUAUUUCACUCAAACUGAGCAUUAUAGAUGAAUGUAGAAACGUUAUUUGUGAGGCUUUGUGUACUUGUUUCACUACAUACAGUUCAGGUUGUAUAAUAUAUGAGGUGCGUACAGCCAGAGUGGACAAAGGCUCUGGAAGUGUCAAUAUGGUCGAUUUUGCUAUUACCGGGUAAGUAAAACUACCCGGGCGUUACUACAUGUGGGCCUGGCAGUGAGUGUGGCAGAUCACUGAGAGGAAAGCGGCAGUGGUCACAUUUUUUCUGGCACUUUGUUCACUAUAGUUGUACGCACCUCAUGUCUACUGUAUAUAUAUAUAGUUUUUAUUUUUAAUAUUGUCUGCUGUGAACUGGCUGUCCCAAGUUCAAGGUGUUGGUGUUUGUCUAGGAAUGAUACUGUACAGCAGUUGUACUGUGUUGGCAGUGUGAUGCAGUGUGUUCCUGGAAAUUUUAUCCUUGUUUAGGAUUGAACAUGACAGAACAAAUAACUUGGUGUACAGUACAAUCCUGGUGGCUCACUGCAGCAACAGCCUUACUGAUUCAUCCAUCUAAGAAAUAUAUAGUUUAGGUGGGAAUCUACUGCAGUACAACAGUGCCUUUGUAUAGCCACAAAACUAUUUUCAAACUUGGGAGUAAGUUAAGAGAGAAUCUGUUUUAUGUUCAGUUAAUGUAGUUAGGAAUAGUUUACAGUACUUGUGCAUGUAAUCUAUAACAGCAAAUGAAUGGCAGGUGGAAGUCAUUAACCUAAUGUCUGUUCAUUGGCUCACUUAUUCCUCAAUAACAGUGUUGUUAACAUGGUGUAUGUUGCUGGGAGAUAUACAGUCGGCCCUCAGUAUACAUGGUGGUAAUGUUCUUGAAAAACAAUGUGCAAAGAUAAACUAUGUUAAAAAAUACUGAAAAAAAAGGUUCCAAGCUCACACGAUGACCUCCCUCAUUGAUCCAAUAAGGUUAUACACACAACAAAACAUUACUUUUCACUAUACUGUACACACAUUCGACUCAUGUCAGCCAUAAGCUCUAGCCACAGAUGAUAAACCUUCACCCUUAGCAAACUUGUCCAGCGUCACUCAUUUAUGUACCAAAGUCCUCUUUUUCUUUUCUUUUUUAAUGAUUCUUCACACAAAAUAUUUUAACACUUUCACAUGAUUUCCUCUUUCAGCUUGUGUUAAACACUUAAUGUGGGUGAUAAAUUUUGGGUAAAGGCAAAUGGACUGCACAGUGUUUACUCAACAAUGGCAGACUAAACUAACGGGCAUAAGGUAGUGUGUGUGGGCUUGGGUGAUGUGAGGUUGUGUGCAUAGGUCACAUGAUGUGCAUUUACAAUCAAUUUGUAAUAUAGUAAGAUGUAUAACAUCUUGCCUGAAAACAAUAAAUUACAAAUAGAAAUUACAUUUAUCAAAAAUAAUAAAAUGUAUAAAGUAGAAAUAACUUUUCUAGAUUUUAGUUAUUGCUUUUAAAUGUUUACAUUUAUUUAAAUAACUAAACAAAUUGGAAGAAAUUGUAUUCUUAUUACAUUUUGAAUAGUAUUAAAUAAAUUAUUUGCUAUAAAUAGUAAGUGACUUGCUGUUUGACUAAUAUCAAUAUUGAAGUACAGUACAGUACACACCAAAACUGAAAAUUUGCUGUGUUUAAUUUCAGCAACACCUGAUGCUUGAGGUUCUUAUCACUGAUCUGUGAACAAUGGCACAUACAAAUUAGUCCCACACUACUUUUAAAUAAGAAUAAGAAAUGUAAAAAGUAGCUUUUUUUUUUUUGCUAAAC